Molecule: messenger RNA, 624 nt
Organism: Arachis ipaensis
Lineage: Eukaryota; Viridiplantae; Streptophyta; Magnoliopsida; Fabales; Fabaceae
Source: RefSeq, a predicted model, not a curated record
AUGGCGGCUGCCAUAUAUGGAUUUCAACGUCGAUUAGCCUUUUACAAGCCUAAUGAUAUGAGAUGGGUAGAGUUUCCAACUAGAAAUACCGAGUUUGAAGAUGUUAUAUUUUUUGGAGAGAAGAUAUAUGCAGUAAACCAUGCUGGCCAGUUAUAUGAAUUUGAUACAAACACAAAAUCAGGGCGGCUUGAGGGAGGAAUCCAUGAAGUCAGACCUCCAUCUCGAGUUGACACAAGCACUUUAACGAUUAAAUAUCUGAUUGGAUGUGCCAAUGGAAGUUUAUUAAUGUUGGUAAGACAUUUUCGCACUCCUUUGAAUAGAAGACGCUAUGAUGAAACUUACAAAUUCGACAUCUAUGAACUGAAAAAAGAUGGAAAAAAAUGGUCAAGAGUUUAUAAUUUGGAUGAUUACAUACUAAUGAUCGGAUUUACUUCUUCUGUUCAAAUACCGGCAUCUUAUCCAAAGACAGGAAAUCAGAUAUUCUUCUCCGAUAACAUGAUAGAGAAAUCAAUUGACUAUGCUGUUGCUCAAGAUCUUGGCGUCUUUAGUUUGGAAAACAGACGUUUUUAUAGACUAUUGUUAGAUAUGAAGUUUUUUUGUCCUCCCCUUUGGUUGCUACCCUAA